Messenger RNA from Penaeus chinensis, 777 nucleotides. RefSeq names its product trichohyalin-like. Lineage: Eukaryota; Metazoa; Arthropoda; Malacostraca; Decapoda; Penaeidae. The record is from RefSeq and is a predicted model, not a curated record. The transcript has a single exon. Bases 1 to 777 code for a protein of 258 amino acids.
AUGAACCCAAGAACAAAGACUCGAAGAACAGACGAACCCAAGAACAAAGACUCGAAGAACAGACGAACCCAAGAACAAAGACUCGAAGAACAGACGAACCCAAGAACAAAGACUCGAAGAACAGACGAACCCAAGAACAAAGACUCGAAGAACAGACGAACCCAAGAACAAAGACUCGAAGAACAGAUGAACCCAAGAACAAAGACUCGAAGACCAGACGAACCCAAGAACAAAGACACGAAGAACAGACGAACCCAAGAACAAAGACACGAAGAACAGACGAACCCAAGAACAAAGACUCGAAGAACAGACGAACCCAAGAACAAAGACUCGAAGAACAGACGAACCCAAGAACAAACACACGAAGAACAGACGAACCCAAGAACAAAGACUCGAAGAACAGACGAACCCAAGAACAAAGACUCGAAGAACAGACGAACCCAAGAACAAAGACACGAAGAACAGACGAACCCAAGAACAAAGACACGAAGAACAGACGAACCCAAGAACAAAGACACGAAGAACAGACGAACCCAAGAACGAAGACUCGAAGAACAUACGAACCCAAGAACGAAGACUCGAAGAACAGACGAACCCAAGAACGAAGACUCGAAGAACAGACGAACCCAAGAACAAAGACUCGAAGAACAGACGAACCCACGCCCGAAGAACAGACGAACCCGAAACGCCGAAACGCCAAACCCCGCCGACGAUGCCUUCCGCGGCGGAAACGCGUCCCCGAGAAAAGUCUCACAAGAAGAUAAGAAAAGAACUUGA